Messenger RNA from Pecten maximus, 6371 nucleotides. RefSeq lists its product as uncharacterized. Gene Ontology annotation, molecular function: carbonate dehydratase activity; zinc ion binding. NCBI's taxonomy places the organism in Eukaryota, Metazoa, Mollusca, Bivalvia, Pectinida, Pectinidae. The transcript is spliced from 10 exons. The coding region runs from base 194 to 5521 and encodes 1775 amino acids. The record is from RefSeq and is a predicted model, not a curated record. Gene Ontology annotation, cellular component: plasma membrane.
GGAACUUGAAGUGAGAGGGGCCAGAUCGUGGGAGCUGCAGAGACGACAAUAUGCUCAGAGUAAGGACGAAUGGUGGAUAACCUAGCUAUAUAUUACUUCAGGAUUCUAGUGCAUUACAAGAGAAUUUACUAUUGAGUGAAAGUGAAAGUAAACGUGACUUUGACUAAUAAUAAACUUCAACUUAAACUCCACGAUGGGGGAAUUACCUAUUGUGAUGCUAAUGACUCUUUUAUAUGGAGGUACAAUUCAUCCAGAUAUAACUACAAAACAAGACGUCAUCAGCUGGAGUUAUAGCGGAAAUUCAAACCCUAAUACCUGGCACGAGAGAUAUCCCAAAUGUAGUGGACAUAGACAGUCGCCAAUAGAUAUAAACACAAAUGAUGUCCGUCCCGUCCAUUGGCUGAAGCCUUUCGUUUUUUAUAACUAUCCAUCCGAUUCAGCCAAUCAAAUAGCAGCUACGCUUGUGAACAAUGGACACACAGCGAGUCUGGCCCUCGCCUCCGAGUGGUUUAUAGGAGGGGGUAGCCUAAAGGAGCGGUACCAAGCUGCGGAGGUUCAUUUUCACUGGAGUGAGAAGGACGAAGGCGGGGCUGAACAUAGUAUCAACGGCAUUAAACAUGCUAUGGAGAUUCAAAUGAUGUUCUUCGCAACCAAAUACGGGAAUUUGACAAAUGCCAUGAAAUACCCUGAUGGACUUGCCAGUAUUGCCGUAUUUGCCGAUGUUUCGCCCGAAGAUAACCCUAUAUUUGAGGACCUCAUUGGUGCGAUUACAAAAGUCUCUCAAUAUGGACAGACCUCGGACCUACGCUCCUUCCGGUUGACGGACUUCCUGCCACUUGACCCCCAGAGUUACUAUCAUUACAUGGGCAGUUUGACCAGCCCUCCAUGUCACGAAAGCGUCAUGUGGUUUGUGAUGAGUGACCGCAUCACGCUGUCUAGUCGACAAAUUGAUGCUUUCCGAUCGCUUCAAACUGGUGAGGUUGGGACAGAAACAGCAGAAAAUAUCCAAGACAAUAUUCGACCCGUUCAGCCUCUUGUAGGUAGGACAGUGUUCAGCAGUAAAUACAACCUCGAACUACCUAAGGCAGCCUACCAUUCCAUCCAAAAAAGACAAACAUUUUCAGGAGCCAUCAACAGAAAACCAAAAUUCACAUUAUCUGGUAGAAUUAGCGGCAAGUUCAGUUUUAAUAGGGGAAGAAAAAUUGUUUCGAGAAUUGCACCCGCAGUACAAGAACAGCAACCACCUCUAACGGUUGGACAUUUCUUUGGUCGAAAGAAGUCGGUAUCAUCGAUGAAUACCCAGGUACAGCCAAUAGCCAAUAUCAAUCAAAAGUCGUCUAACCACAUAAUCCAACCAGCAAACGGUGCUGGUGGUCCAGGAUGGAAAUCACCUCCAGCAUCAGCCGGUACCGCAUCUAAGAGCAACUGGGCAUGGCCUGAGGCAAAGACGUCAGGUUCAUGGUCUCCCUCCAAAAAGGAUCCCAAAGUUCCUCCUCCACCACCGACAGAAUUAUCUAAAACAACUACUACCGAUAACUUUAUAUUACAGUUCAAAAACGGCGCAAGCGUAAAUAAGGUAGGAUCGGCAGACCUGACAGGUAAUGUCCAAUUCGGUUCAGUUCAAGGAAUUUCUAUUCGGCCAGCCGAAGGCUCAGCAAGUAGCAAUAGCAUCAGCAACACCCCGAAAGUAGGAGGUACACCAAACGAGCCAAAUAUGCAAUUUGUUCAUGACCCUGCAGUACAAGUGACAAAGAUUGGAGGUGUGGAAACAGUUGCUCCAUUGACUAGACCAACAACAGCAGCCAAUGCCAAUCCUACCAUGCCCACGACCAUGCCUGUCAUCGAGACUACUAUGCCACCAGUAACACAAAACCCUGCCUUGGUUAUGGAUACAAGGUACCCUUCAGUAGCUACCCCGCAAGCAAAUGGACAACAAAUGGGAUAUCAAACCACUGCAAGUCCCAUUAAUAACAAUCAGGCAUGGCAGGUAGCCGGCGCUAUGCCUACAAAUGUGAUUCCACACCAAACACCACCACAACAACAAGCGCCACUCUGGUCUGCCCAGGCGAAGGAACCAGCAUCUGGGGCAGCACCAGCAGCACAAAACAAUCCAGUCCAUGAACCGACUGUUGCCACUCAGACGACAACACAAAAUCCACAACCAGUUACUCGUGCAUGGCAAACACGUGUCUCUGAACCAGCUAUACAAGAGGCACCUCAACGGCUGUGGCAAUCGGGUGUUGCCGACCUGACACAUAAUCAGCAGAAACCAGGAAACACGUGGCAGUCCAGUAAUUCGCGAUCAUCUUGGAGAUCAGGGGGCUCUCAGAUCUCAGGGACAGUACAGUCUAGGCAUGCAAUGCAGGGAUGGCAAUCGGGAUUUAGGCAGGCACCCGUGCUGACCCAAAAGACUCCAACGAAACAAGAGUGGCAUCCGAUAUCCUCAAAUCCAAACCACAAUGGCCGUGGAAACGUGGCCGCUAGCACCAACACUAGAGCCGAACAAUCUGGAACAUCAACAAAAUCGGGUCAGACAUGGCAGAAUAAACCAGCACAACCUAAAACGCAAUCACAAAAAGCAGCAAACAACUGGUCAGGGAAUGCACAGCCUCCCAAGGGCACGCAAGCCCCUCCACAGCAAUCACCAACACCGUCUGGUAUGCCAAACAAUUCAACAAUGGAGGACGCCGUUGGGUGGUUUGUCGCUCAAUUAAAAAGCGGCUCAUUCCAAGCAAAAUAUCGACAGUUGUGGGAUCUGCUCGAUUCCGCCAUAACACAGUACAAAAAAGACACAGCAAAACCUGGUAUGGAACAAAAAAUCAGUGAACUCAACGCCAAAUUGCAAAAGCUCGGAGGUAGAUUGAGGAAUUCAGUAACACUAGCUCCGAAUCCUCAAACAUAUAAUCAACAUCGAAAUGGGCAAGCACCAUACGUUUCCUCCCCUGAACAAAUAACACGUCCAUACGUUCAAUCAAGACAACAAAACGUUCAACAAACGGACAGGUUCCACGUUGCAGCACCGCAAAGAUCAGCAUAUCGGAAACACGACCCUCCACGCUCGCGUUACAAUCAGGACGUAAAAUCAGUUAACUCAAUGAAUAAAAUUGAUAGAGGAGUAAAUGCUGGCUCAGUAUCACUAAGUAAUCUUCAUGGUAAAAAUUCACCUGAUACAAUUACAGUACCUCAAGAUAUCACUGUGUUCACCCCAGUGAGCGGUGGACAUCCAGAUGCAACCCCCGUUCCGAACCCAAAUCCACAGGCAUUGUCGAGCUCAAUGAAUAAUCCUCAAGAAACACACGUAUCAAGAAAUGCUGAAUUUCACGUUGCACAACCUAACCAGGUCCAACAGCAGUCACAUGGGUAUGAGCCUAAUGCAGCAGUUAAUGAGCCUUUCAGUACAACCUACGAGCAAUUAACAACAAUGGCCACGCCGACAACUACCAUCAAAAUGAUGCGAAAGAAACCAACGUUUUCACUAGGAAAUAGCAAAACGGCUAACAGUUUCAAAAUUUCAGGAGGAUCCAGAUUUUCUGCGAAAUCAUUUUCUGCUCGUAAAUCUGUAUCAUCGCCUUCAUCUUCUUCGUUUUCCUCCAAACGGACCGGCACUUGGCAAGACCCUGCUGCCAGUUUAAAGGCAAAGCUUCGGCUUCAGGGGCAGCAGCAGCGACAGGAACAGGCAAAAUUACAGCAGGAACAGCAAAUGCAGGAACAGUUAAGAUUGCAACAAGAACAACAGCAUCAAGAACAGUUACGUCAAGAGCAAUUGUUGUUAGAACAAGAACGCCAGCGUCAAGAACAAUUGAUGAUAGAGCAAGAACGCCAGCGCCAAGAACAAUUGUUGAUAGAGCAAGAACGCCAACGUCAAGAACAAUUGAUGAUAGAGCAAGAACGCCAACGUCAAGAACAAUUGUUGAUAGAGCAGGAGCAGCAACGCCAAGCACAAUUGUUGAUACAGCAGGAGCAACAGCGUCAAGAAGAAUUGAGAUUACAACAGGAGCAGCAACGUCAAGAACAGCUAAGAUUACAGCAGGAACAACAACGUCAAGAACAACAAAUGAGAAUGCAACAGGAGCAGCAACUUCAAGAACAAAUGAGGGUUCAAUCACAAAACCAAGCACAAAAUUUCCCAGGUCAACAGCAACAGUUUAUGUUUAAUCCUACAAAUAAUCCUUUCCAUCCACAACAGCAAUUUCAACAACCUCAUAAUAAAAUGCAGCAACAUCUCAAUGAAGUAGCGCACCAACAUCAACAGCAACCACAGCAGCAGCAGCAGCAGCAGCAACAACAUCAUCAACAACAACAACAACAACAACAACAACAACAUCAACAACAACAACAACAUCAACAACAACAGCAGUUGCAGCAGCAACAACAACAACACCAGCAGUCGCAACAACAGCAACUACAACAACACCAGCAGCAGCAGCAACAACAGCAUUUACAACAACAACAACACCAGCAGUCGCAGCAACAGCAGCAGCCGCAGCAGCAACAACAAAUCCACCACCAACAACAACAUCAGCAGCCACAGCAGCAGCAGCAACAACCGUUUAACCCGUUGGCAACUUUUGAAAUUCAACAACAGCAGCUUCCGGCACAUCAGAAUCAAGCACAGCAACAACAAUACGUCGGAACGCCUCCUCCUGAACCAAAUCAGCAAUUUGGAUCUGGAAGCGGAAUGAACAUGCCUCCGUCUCAACACGGAUCAAUUUUAGACCAAGCACUGGGUAUCAAUCCGUCACAAUCUAAACCAAAUGCCAAUACCGCAGCCAAUGCCAACACAAAUAGCAUUAUUCCAAACAAAGGUCCAGAGGUGGCCUCAUUUGGUCAACAACAACCACAGGUAAAUGCCUGGGCACCAGGUGCUUGGGUAGAUCCUAUUCCUACUGGUCAACCACCGCAAGGUGGUCAUCAUGCACCUAGCCCACAACAAGGUGCCGGUAAUAUGCCUACGCAGUCACAACAUUCCGCCUUUAAUCCGUUUGGUGGACAGAAUCCAUUCCAGCAACCAGAAGCACCUGCGGUACCUCGACAUGAGUUUAUGCAAACACCAACUAAGGUCGCUAAAGCUCCAGGCUUCCGUCGAGGCGGGAGAGUCCAGAGUACGGCUGCUGUUAUGCAAGCUAGUCACCAGCAAAUGCAUGCACACGCUUUUGCAAGACCACCGUUAACAACUGUGCCCCCACCGACAAAGGCUGUAAAUUUCUGGAACCAGCCAAUGGUCACCCAGAGGAUCCCAACACCAGCUGUCACCCAAAUGACGUACAAACCUACAACUUUCCCUCCACCAGCCACCAAAGCUCCGAUGCCAGCCUCUAGAUGGGCACCUAUGAUGCCACCAUCUAUGCCGCCAAAGAGACCGACAGUACCAGCAACACAGUUGACCAAGCCGGUUACAUCUCAAAAACCUAAACCUAAGCCUAAAAGGAGGAAACAAAAGGCCAGAAGGAAUAAAAAGAGAAAGUUCGGCUUUUCACGAUUACUUGCAGGAUAUGGACCUAAGCUGCACGUGCAAGGCUAAACUUUGGAGACAUUUAAACCUUCAUUAUAAAUGUGGUAGGAAUUCCUCUCCUUGAAGUGAGAAAUAUUGGUAUACACGUUCAUGCUGCAAUACGUAUUAGAAAGGAAUGAAACGCGGACUUAAAAAUAACUUAUUAGACAAAAGAAGCUGUAUCACAUACCUGGUACCAUGGUUACAGGCAACUACUGGAAACCAUGGUUACGGUUCACUCCUGGAAACCAUGUGCAGUAACAUUGAAACCAGAACUGUAUUGUAUUGUAAUGAUAAGUUCCAGGUGUUGUAUAUACUUCAGAAAUUUUAUCAUUUUGUUAAAAGAGAUUAUCAAUUAUAUUUUUUAUAAAAAUGACAAAUUCCAUCUGUGUAUAAUAAUGGAUUAAUUAAUUAUUCCCGAAGCGCAUUAAAACCUACUACUGCAGUCCGUAUUUGUAGUAUCAUGUUUACCUCCAUGUCGUAGGACAAUCAUUUCACGGUUUUAAGUACAAUGAAUCUGUUGUCAGCAUUUUGCUGCCUGAUAAUAACCAAAUCAUGAUAGAGGAUCCUUUCAGCAAACAGGACUUGCUAUUAGGGAGGUCAGGGCAGGCGAGAUGGCUACCUAUUGGAGGCAAAUCCGAUGUGUUCCAAGAUGGCCACUCAACUGAGUGCUUGAAAUCUAUACUGGAUCGAAAUGGACCAGUUUGAUCGACCUGUGUCCGGGUUCCGGUCGCCAUGCUGGCAAAUACCACAGACAAAGUGAUACUAAUUGUAUAUUAUUUUGUACAAACGUGCUUUGUUUAUCAGUAAUGCAUUUUUAAAAAUUAUGUUAGGAUACAAGCAAUCUGUGCUUCGUGUAAAUAAACUUAUACAAAACAUA